AUGGAAUUAACAGAAGCUGGUAUGUUCCCUUUGUUUUCAUCCCCUGCUUUAGAAAUAGGAAAAGAUCUUCUACUUUUGAAGAGCAUACCAGUGAGAAAGAUGGAAGCCACAGUUCGGAAGAGAAGUAGUAAUUUAGCUCGCAAGCUCGAAGAUAGUAAUAGAACUGUAUCAUGUUCAAUUUAUACAAACUCAGAAAGUAAAGGUGAUGAAAAUUUAGAAGAAGUACCUACUCGAUUUCCAAUUAGACAUAUAGAUGACGACAAACUUAAACUUGAUGAAUAUAUGGUGAAUACACUCAAUAACCUUCUUGAAGACUAUAAAGAAUAUGAAUUUGAGCUAGUCAAAAAGCUCAAG
Molecule: messenger RNA, 354 nt
Organism: Diversispora eburnea
Lineage: Eukaryota; Fungi; Glomeromycota; Glomeromycetes; Diversisporales; Diversisporaceae
Source: the annotation of a GenBank genome assembly